Messenger RNA from Drosophila willistoni, 1153 nucleotides. It is a transcript of the gene Rab7, whose product is annotated as ras-related protein Rab-7a. Gene Ontology annotation, molecular function: GTPase activity; GTP binding. Lineage: Eukaryota; Metazoa; Arthropoda; Insecta; Diptera; Drosophilidae. Gene Ontology annotation, biological process: phagosome-lysosome fusion; endosome to lysosome transport. The record is from RefSeq and is a predicted model, not a curated record. Bases 203 to 826 code for a protein of 207 amino acids. Gene Ontology annotation, cellular component: late endosome; lysosome; phagocytic vesicle. The transcript has 3 exons.
GGCAACAUUACGAUACUCCAAAAGGGACAACAACAAAAUUAUAUUCGCUGCGUAAUUAAUUAAAUUUUUAUUCAGUAAAAUCACAAGGAACUUGGUAAAAAGUGGUAUCAUCUCAGCGUAGCAAUUGUGUUCAAUCCUACCACUCAACAGCACUUAAGAUAGCUAGAGGAAGCAAAGCACAAACACAGAAGAAUCAAUCGAAAUGGCCACCCGUAAGAAAUCCUUGCUUAAGGUCAUCAUUUUGGGCGACAGCAGCGUUGGCAAAACAUCACUAAUGAACCAAUAUGUAAACAAACGAUUCUCUAAUCAAUAUAAGGCCACAAUCGGUGCGGAUUUCUGUACAAAAGAGGUUGUAGUCAAUGAUCGUGUUGUCACAAUGCAGAUUUGGGACACUGCUGGCCAGGAACGUUUCCAAUCGCUCGGUGUGGCCUUCUAUCGCGGCGCCGAUUGUUGUGUCCUUGUCUACGAUGUUACGGCACCCAAUUCGUUUAAGAAUCUCGACUCGUGGCGCGAUGAGUUCUUAAUACAGGCCAGUCCCAGGAAUCCAGAGCAUUUCCCAUUUGUGGUGUUAGGCAAUAAGGUCGAUUUAGAUAACCGUCAGGUGUCCACGCGUCGGGCGCAGCAAUGGUGCCAAUCGAAAAACGAUAUUCCCUACUAUGAGACUUCCGCCAAGGAGGGCAUCAAUGUGGAAAUGGCGUUUCAGACUAUAGCUAAGAAUGCACUGGAUCAGGAGGCAGAUGCAGAGGUUAUUAACGAUUUUCCAGAUCAGAUCAUAUUGAAUUCGCAAAACAAUCGUCCGGGCAAUCAAGAUAAUUGCCAGUGUUAAUCCAGCAGCAGCAAGAACAACGCAACGUGCAUAAUUGCAAAAAAAAAAAAACAAAAAAAACCUAUAUUAUAAUUAAUAAUAUAUAUAUAUAAAUAUGCAACAUAAUAAUAAUGGCGAUGGACAGAAAAGUGUUCUAAGAUUAAGUAAAACAAUUUGAGAAAAAAAACAGCAUAGUAAUUAAUUACCAAAUAGGCAGCAAAGUUCAGAUUUCAUACAUACAAAGCGCGAUCCCCGUACCGUUCGGCUUAACCGUUCUUUAAAUAUGCAUAUGCUCUGUGUACUCGUAAAAAAUUAUCAAAAAUUAAAUUCAUACCUAAUUAAAACAUA